Molecule: messenger RNA, 2279 nt
Organism: Leptopilina boulardi
Lineage: Eukaryota; Metazoa; Arthropoda; Insecta; Hymenoptera; Figitidae
Gene: Pgant35A
Product: polypeptide N-acetylgalactosaminyltransferase 35A
Exons: 7
Coding region: 173-1921 (582 amino acids)
Biological process (GO): regulation of Notch signaling pathway
Cellular component (GO): Golgi apparatus
Molecular function (GO): Notch binding
Source: RefSeq, a predicted model, not a curated record
CAAUGGUAGAAGAAGACAUAUGUUUGACAUAUAAAUAACAAAAUAUUGUACUAAAUAAAUAAACACUUGGUUUUUUUCUGUUUAUUUAUUUUUACUAGUACUUUGUGAGAUUAUUAAAACCAGGAAAGGACAAGUGUAAAAAAGAAUAUACAUACCUAUCAGUUAUUUACAGAUGAUUUCCGUAAGAUGUACAUCAUUUUUAUUAGGCAUAAUAAUAGCUAGCAUUACAUGGUCGUUUAGUUUAUAUUUUUAUUCAAUUCUUUCCAAAGAUGUUGAUUGGGAAUUGAAAAACUCGAGUAGAGAUCGAACGAUUAAUAGUGGAAACAAUUUAAAUUUAAACAAAGAUUUUUUAGAACUGGGAUUAGUAAAAAAUUCAGAGGAUAAAUGGAAACGAGAACAGGGUUAUAAAAAAUAUGCAUUCAAUGUAUUAGUUUCUGAUAAUCUUGGACUACAGCGUCAUUUACCUGAUACGAGGAAUAAACUUUGUGAAGAACAAAAAUAUGAUGUGAAAAAUUUACCAAAUGCCAGUAUUGUCAUGUGCUUUUAUAAUGAACAUUAUACAACAUUAUUGAGAUCAUUGCAAUCGUUAAUUGACAAAACUCCAAAGGAAUUAUUACAUGAGAUUAUUUUAAUUAAUGACUGUAGUGAUGAUAUUUAUUUAAAUGAACGUAUUAGUCAAUUUAUUGAAAUUAAUUUCAAGGAGAAGAUUAAAUAUUUUAAAUUAAAUAAACGUGAGGGUUUAAUAAGAGCAAGAAUAUUUGGUGCAAAACAUGCAAGUGGAGAAAUAUUAGUAUUUCUCGAUAGUCAUAUUGAAGUGAAUAAAAUUUGGUUGGAACCACUUUUAAGCAGAAUUGCUUAUUCUAAAACAAUUGUGACUGUGCCUGUUAUAGAUAUAAUAAAUCCAGAUACUUUUCAAUAUAGUUCAAGUCCCUUGGUUAGAGGAGGUUUCAAUUGGGGACUACAUUUCAAGUGGGAUAAUUUGCCAAUUGGAUCUUUGUCACAAAAUGAAGAUUUCGUAAAACCUAUUAAGUCACCAACAAUGGCCGGGGGUCUUUUUGCAAUGAAUCGACUGUAUUUUUUUCAAUUAGGAGAAUAUGAUUCUGGAAUGGAUGUUUGGGGUGGUGAGAAUUUGGAAAUAUCGUUUAGGAUGUGGAUGUGUGGUGGAAGUAUUGAAAUUAUUCCUUGCUCUCGUAUUGGUCAUGUUUUUCGAAAACGAAGACCUUAUGGAAAUAAUGAAAAGCAAGAUACAAUGUUAAAAAAUUCUUUACGUGUAGCACAUGUAUGGAUGGAUAAUUAUAAAAAUUAUUUCCUCAAAAAUGUAAAACAGAUUGAUUAUGGCGAUAUCACUGCGAGAAUAACAUUAAGAAAUAAUUUAAAUUGUAAAAAUUUUUCAUGGUACUUAAAUACAAUUUAUCCUGAAUUAAUAUUACCAGACGAGGGGAAAAAAACUUUUAAUGAAAAAUUUAAUAAAAUGAAUCAAAAACCAAUUCAACCAUGGCAUUCAAGAAAGAGAAAUUAUACGGAUCAGUAUCAAAUAAGACUUGUUAAUACAACAUUAUGCAUUCAAAGCGAGCAAGAUAUGAAAACAAGAGGAUCGGGAUUAAUUCUUGCAUCAUGUUUACGAACUAAAUCACAGAUGUGGUUUGAAACUGAGAAAAAAGAACUAGUACUCGGCCAAAUGUUUUGCUUAGAAGCUACUGAUAGAAAGCCCAUACUUGGAAAAUGUCAUGAAAUGGGAGGAGAUCAAGAAUGGCAACAUAAAGGAACUGAUAAUACCCCCAUUUACAAUUUGGCUACUGGCACAUGUUUAGGCGUAUCAGAAAAAAGAAAUCGCGCACAAAUAGUAAUGAACUUAUGUACAAAAACUGAUAAAUCAUUAAUUGGAUGGAAUCUAAUUCGUUCAGUGAUUUUUAAUCUUUGAAGUGUGUAAAAAAAAGACUUUUUUAUAUAAGGAUUGUAAAUUAAAACACCUUUACUUCCGUUGCUGCAUUUCAAAAAUUAUAUCCUGUUAAAAAAUUUGAGAAAAUUCUAUUUGUGAUAUAUAUCUCUUCCAAUUAGGUAAUUAGAAAUAAUUUACCAUUUAUCAAAUGUAUAAGUUUAUUAUAGAAGUAAAUUUUGCAAAACAAUUGAUAAAAUCAAAUAAGUUAUCUAUUUCAAAGUUUUAUUUUUUUAAUAUUUGUAUAACAUCUUCGUCAUGCAUAAUAUGUUGCAGACCAACCCUUUGAGGUGAAUAUUUUGUACUUGUUCCCUAAAAAAAAUAAAUAGGAAAUAAUUUGUAA